AUUAAACAAGACUUAUAAAAAUGAUAUGAAUGCCUAAAUUUAUUACAUAGAUACAGAGUGUCUUAGAUUUUGUACGAAAUAUUUCGCUUCUAUAAAAUAGGUUUGUUUAUAAAUUACUUGUUCCUAAUGUGUUGACAUAUGAAGUGUGUCUGUUUUUAUAAAAAGUUUCGCGGGGAUUUGUUGUGUAUCAUUAAAAAAUGGCUUUGGGUGGAUCAACAUUCCUGCAGAACGCUACAAUGCUUGAGCAACUGCUCGAAGAAAUCAAUUUUCAGCGGACCAAGGAGAUGCGGCAGUUGAUGAAGGAUGACUCAGGUUUCGUGGUCCUGCAGGGAACGACUUACUGGACAGAUCUAUUUGUACGCCACUUCCUAUUUCAAGAGGAACAGUCGAUCGACUGCGACGAUUUACUGUUUUUUGUUCGCAAACGUCACGUCAAAGGUUCAUCGCGCUACCUGCCCAAGUAUGAGGUACGUACCUUUCGUAUGCUAUUUAAAUUUUUAUCAACUUCAAUGUUUAUAAGAUAA
This is a messenger RNA of Vanessa atalanta (red admiral), 524 nucleotides long. RefSeq lists its product as uncharacterized. Lineage: Eukaryota; Metazoa; Arthropoda; Insecta; Lepidoptera; Nymphalidae. The record is from RefSeq and is a predicted model, not a curated record. Bases 198 to 524 code for a protein of 108 amino acids. The transcript is spliced from 2 exons.